Chanos chanos (milkfish) is the source of this 2838-nucleotide messenger RNA. RefSeq names its product transmembrane O-mannosyltransferase targeting cadherins 4 (gene tmtc4). The transcript is spliced from 18 exons. The record is from RefSeq and is a predicted model, not a curated record. Gene Ontology annotation, biological process: protein O-linked glycosylation via mannose; endoplasmic reticulum unfolded protein response. Lineage: Eukaryota; Metazoa; Chordata; Actinopteri; Gonorynchiformes; Chanidae. Gene Ontology annotation, molecular function: protein binding; mannosyltransferase activity. The coding region runs from base 471 to 2696 and encodes 741 amino acids. Gene Ontology annotation, cellular component: endoplasmic reticulum.
GGUUUUGUAUUUAGAGAAUUGUUGUGUGGUCGUUAAUUAAUCUGCCAUAUGACUGUGAGAUUCUGAUCGCUUUACGAGUAGUGCAGUUUGUGGGUAUUUAUACAAGGCGCGGUAGUUCUAUUUAUCCUGCCCCUAAGCUAAGCUAGCGUGCUAACUAUGGCAUUGUUUGUUGAUUGUUAGAGUUUACUAUCUGGUCGUGGUUUUUGCACCGUCACUGUGAAAUACAUUUAUGUGCUUCAUCAUUAUUUUGGAGAUGUUUUUGUGCGUAUGGUCAUUUUCAUGCUUUAAUAGAGCAGUUUAGGAAUCUGUCGGCUUGUAUUUGUGUAGCUAGUGGUCUAGCUUACACGCUGUCACCUUGUCAUAUGAACACACCGUUGAUGAUAUGAUGUCCACACGGGCAUUAUAACACCGCCUUUACAAGUGUCGAGGAGAUAAAAGACAAUUCAGGAUGUCGACAAGACACAAGCACAAUGGUACAAUCUGAGCCUCACUGGGACCAUCAAAUACCCAUACCAAAACUUGGACCAGUUCAGUCAAGGAUUUUAGUUGGCUUAGCUGCCCUGGUCUGUUUUAUGAACAGCUAUGAUGGGGACUUUGUGUUUGAUGAUUCCGAGGCGAUUAUCAAUAACAAGGACUUAAACCCAGCAACUCCUCUUGGUAAUAUUUGGAGAAAUGAUUUCUGGGGAAGUAACCUAAGCAGCAACUCCAGCCACAAGUCAUACCGACCUCUCACCGUCCUCACAUUUAGGCUGAACUACCUCUUUGCUGGUGGGUUGCACCCUGUUGGCUUUCACGUGGUUAACAUUGGCCUCCACUGCAUUAUCUCCAUGUUAAUGAUCGAGGUGUUUGCAAUAUUAAUCGGUGGCUUGGAAUAUGACGGACAUGGGGAUAGACUCAAUCACGUUCCGAAGGCCUCCCUCCUGGCGGCUCUCUUCUUCGCCGUUCACCCAGUUCACACGGAAAGCGUGGCUGGGAUUGUUGGUAGAGCGGACUUGUUGUGUGCCCUCUGCUUUCAGCUCUCUUUCCUCAUGUACUGUAAAGCAUUCCAAGGUUUUAAGAAGACCGAGAAGUUCUCAGUGUUGUGGAUUGGUGUCAGUCUAAUUUUGUGUGCUGUGGCAAUGCUUUGUAAGGAACAAGGCAUCACUGUUCUGGGUGUGAAUGCUGCUUUUGACAUUGUCAUGAUCUGCAACCUGAACAUCUAUGAGCUGAGCCAAAGGCUUUUAUUCAAGAGAAAGUCUGUAGAUAUUGUUGAGUUGAUCAGGACGGGAUUGAUUACUAGACUGGCUCUUCUCUUUUUCGGGGGAUCUUUUCUUUUAUAUGCAAGAUGGAGGAUAAUGGGAAGCGGUCCCCCAGCCUUUACUGAGGUAGACAACCCGGCAUCGUUUGCUGACAAUGUCUUCCUUAGGAUUGUGAACUAUAAUUACUACUACGCCUUGAAUGCAUGGCUGCUGCUCUGUCCCUGGUGGCUGUGCUUUGAUUGGUCAAUGGGCUGUGUACCUCUUAUUAAAUCAGCCAGUGACUGGAGGAUUAUCUGGCCGCUACUGCUGUGGAGCUGCUUGUUUGGCUUGAUAAACCAAGCACUACGCUCAGCAGACAGUCAUAAAAGAAGGGCUCUCACACUUGGAAUGGUGCUGCUGGUGAUCCCCUUCCUGCCCGCCAGUAAUCUGUUUUUUCGUGUGGGCUUUGUCAUAGCCGAACGCGUGCUGUACCUCUCCACCGCGGGCUACUGCCUCACCCUGGCCUUCGCCAUAAACUACAUCUGCACCCUUUGGAACAGUCACAAGAGGUGGGUGCGGGUAGCAGUUCUGAGCCUUCUGUGUGUGAAUAUAGCUCGGUCCAUGUGGCGCAGUCAGCAGUGGAGAUCCGAACAGAGUCUCUUCACCAGCGCCCUGGCUGUCUGUCCACUCAAUGCCAAGGUACAUUACAAUGUUGGCAAAAACCUUGCUGACAGAGGGAAUCAGAAUGCUGCAAUCAAAUACUACAGGGAAGCUGUGAGAUUACAUCCGAAAUACGUCCACGCCAUGAAUAACCUUGGCAACAUACUAAAAGAAAGAAAUGAACUGCAGGAAGCAGAAGAAUUACUCUCCUCUGCCGUUUAUAUCCAGCCAGACUUUGCCGCGGCUUGGAUGAAUCUAGGUAUUGUGCAGAACAGCCUGAAAAAGUUUGAUAAGGCUGAACAAAGUUAUUGGAAUGCAAUUAAAUUUAGGAAGAAGUACCCAGAUUGCUACUACAACCUAGGACGACUGUACGCCGAUCAGAACCGCCACGUGGAUGCCCUGAAUGCCUGGAGAAAUGCCACAAUGUUGAAGCCAGACCACAGCCUGGCAUGGAAUAAUAUGGUUAUACUGCUGGACAACACAGGAAACCUGGCUCAAGCUGAGAUGGUUGGGAAAGAGGCCUUGAAAAUACUACCCGGAGACCACACCAUCAUGUUUUCCUUAGCCAAUGUUCUGGGGAAGCAACAAAAAUAUAAGGAGUCUGAAAGUUUUUUUCUGAAGGCACUGGAAAUCAACCCCAAUGCUGCUAGUUGCCAUGGCAAUCUUGCUGUUCUUUACCACCGUUGGGGAAAAUUACACCUGGCUAAGAAACACUAUGAGCUCUCUUUAAAACUGGACCCCAAUGCUCCAGGGACCAAGGAAAACUACAACAUGUUGAAACGGAAACUAGAACAGCAGCGUCAGAGGACGACUGGAUGAGCCGUUGUGUUUCUGUGUUUUGUUUUGUUUUUUUUUUUCUUUUUUUAUUUGAAUAAUUAUUGCAUGCUGCAAACCACAGUCAUCAACUUUACAUGGUCUGUUCACCAAACAGAAAUAAAACCUCUCCAAGGUUUCUGAUUUA